Messenger RNA from Gossypium raimondii (Peruvian cotton), 3125 nucleotides. Its product is annotated as rab GTPase-activating protein 22. Lineage: Eukaryota; Viridiplantae; Streptophyta; Magnoliopsida; Malvales; Malvaceae. Gene Ontology annotation, biological process: activation of GTPase activity. The transcript has 11 exons. Gene Ontology annotation, molecular function: GTPase activator activity. The record is from RefSeq and is a predicted model, not a curated record. Bases 474 to 2546 code for a protein of 690 amino acids.
CAAACAAAAAUAAACUUAAAAUAAGAAAUCAAACCUGAGGAAAGACCCGAAAGGGAAAAAAAUGGAAAAGAGAAAACCGAAAAUGGAGAAACAUCAGAGAAAUGAAUUAAUAAAUUAAAAGAAAAAAAGAAAGAGAAACGAGAACGGUCUUGGUGUUUGUAAAAAUGGCGACGGAGGAUAAGCUCCUCCUUCUCUUUCACAAAUAUCUUUUCUCUUCUUCUCUUGUUUUUUUCACAUCUUUAUAACGGAUUUUAAAUGCGUUUUGGAAUCGAUCAACAAUCAAACAAGAGGGAUCCAGAUCAAUCGAACGAAAACGGUGAUGAAAACCCAAAAUUUAUAUAUGAUUUUUAUGUGAUAUUAUAUCGUCAUUGCUUGGAAGUUACUAUAAAGAAAGAGGGAGGUUGAAUGGUGGUUUAGAAAGAGAAAAGGAAAAAGAAAAGGAAGCGGAGGUGGUAGGUGUUUUUCUAAGUUUAAUGUCUUGUAGGGAUAAGGAAAAUCAAUGGAGUUUUGGAAAAGCUGCCGCCGCCGCUGCCGGAGCCGUCAAUAUUCAAAAAGUUGGUUCUGUUGUUCGCGACAUUGGAGAUCCUUGCCUUUCCCACUCUUCCAUCAAGGUUGUUUUUAGCUGCAAGAUGCUUAAGCAGGAGAAGUGGCAGGCAAUUUUUGAUAAUGAAGGGAAGGUUUCUGGUUUUCAGAAAGUACUCAAGUUGAUUAUUUUGGGGGGGGUUGAUCCAUCUAUAAGACCAGAAGUUUGGGAAUUUCUUCUUGGUUGCUAUGCAUUGGGGAGCACUGCAGAUCACCGAAGGCAAUUAAGGAUAGCCCGGAGGGAACGUUACAAGGACCUUAUAAAGCAAUGCCAGACAAUGCAUUCAAGCAUAGGAACUGGUUCACUUGCCUAUCCUGUAGGUUCAAAAGUUAUGGAUAUGAGGACACCCUCCAAAGAAGCAAAAGUAGAGUGUAGAGAAGCUUCCACUGAUGAUACUGAUAAAAGAGAGAAAUAUUCUGAUCUCGGCAAUAACUGUUCUGAUAGCUUGUAUGUUGACCAAAGAGUGAAUGUUAGUAAUUCUGGUGACCUUACAAGUGUCAGGAGAAAUGCUGACAGUGCUGCAUACGAUUCUUGUUCUUCAUCAACUUCUGUUCCUUGUGGUCCUUGUUCCUCAAAAAGAGGGGGAGACUGUAAUGGGUCAGAUUUCAUAACUGAAUGUGAUUUUGAUUUCCCCCCCUUACCAGUAACAGAUUUGUUUGAGAAGAGUGAAGAUAAGAAAGAAUUUGAUGCAAAUGAGGAAGUGUAUUCUGCUCAAUAUAAAUUGAUGUUUGAGGAUGAUAAUAUGCAUAGUUUUCAAAUCAAUAACAAUGCUGAUUUAAUUAUGGAAUCAAAUGUUUCAUCCUCACUAUCUAAAAAUGUCUCAUGUCGAUAUAACUCUGAAAUUGAGUUGGUGACCUAUUCUGAUGACUAUGAGCCAGUCCUCAGACCCAACAGUGUAAGUUAUAAAACGGAAACAGUGAACAGAUUAAGCAUAUCAAGUGUCCCAGAAACACCAUUUGUAAAUGCAACCAGAUCACAAGAAAGGGCUGCCCAAGAAGAAAGAGUAAGUGAAUGGCUUUGGACUCUGCACCGAAUAGUUGUUGAUGUGGUGAGAACGGAUAGUCAUCUCGAUUUCUACAAGGAUACAAGAAACUUAGCUAGAAUGUCUGAUAUUCUCGCUGUUUAUGCAUGGGUUGAUCCUACAACUGGUUAUUGUCAAGGUAUGAGUGACUUGCUGUCUCCUUUUGUUGUGCUCUUUGAGGAUAAUGCAGAUGCAUUUUGGUGCUUUGAGAUGCUCAUUAGGAGAAUGCGUGAAAAUUUUAAGAUUGAUGGACCAACUGGAGUGAUGAAGCAGCUGCAAGCACUGUGGCAUAUUUUGGAGUUUACGGACAGGGAAAUUUUCGCACAUCUCUCAAAUAUAGGUGCUGAAAGCCUUCAUUUUGCAUUUCCAAUGCUGCUUGUUCUAUUUCGGCGAGAGUUAUCAUUCAAUGAGUCUCUUCGUAUGUGGGAGAUGAUGUGGGCAGCUGAUUUUGACGAAUCUGCCUCCUGCGAUUUAGAGGACAUUUGUCUAGAAGCAUUGGUUGUACAACUUCCUAGGGAUUUGGGGGAAGAAACUAGAGAAGAAAACCCAGAAAGUGGAGAUGAUGGCGUAAAGGGCAGCCUACAAUCAAAGCAUUCUUUGUCUGAGAAUGCUGGAUUUAAAUCAGCAGCAGCUCAUCGUUUUUGUGGUUUGACAAGGAAUUUUUUGUCUAAAAAUAAUAUCCUCCAAAUUUGCGGUCUUGUCUCAUCAACUAGGAAAGGAGAUGACAAUUUGCCUGUAUUUUGUGUAGCUGCUAUUCUUAUCAUGAACCGUCAAAAAAUUAUCAAGGAAACCCAUUCAAUAGAUGACAUGAUAAAGAUUUUCAAUGAUAAGCUUCUGAAAAUCCAUGUGAAAAGAUGUGUAGGUUCUGCAAUCAAACUCAGAAAGAAAUAUUUAUACAAGCUAAUCAAGAGCAAAGGUCACGCAGAUCGGAAGAUUGAGUAAGUCUGCAACAUUUCUUACUGACUUUCAUGGGGGGAAAAGGCGACAGAACUUUGAGCUGGUAUUUUCUAUCCGGGUUUCUUAGUUUGGACAUGGCAUGGAAGUUUAUGGUGGGUUUUCUAUGUUGGCAUAUAAAGCAAAGUGCUUUUGCUAUCCAAAGACUCAUCCAAUUUUUUCACCGCCAUCAUCGUCAUGUCCGUUCCAAGUUUUCCUCCUCCUUUGUGGCCCCUCGUGUUGAAGGCACCUAAAAAGAAAAAAAAGAAAGAUUGAAAGUGGCUAAGAAGUCCCCAUUUUAUCGAGGUUCAUACAGAUAUAGCAAUUACAGGGAAAUCUCUCCCAUUUUUGGCCAGCAUGAUCUGUUGGCUUCUUUUUACCAUUAUAGAGUUUAAAUACUUUUUUUGUAAAUUUAAAUGUUAAGUUGUGCCUCAAAAGUAUUUUAUUUUCACUUUUUUUUUUACACAGAAGGAAAAAUAUAUGCUGUGUAGUUAGAUAAUGGUUGAACUUUUAGCUUUUCUAUAGGAUAAUUUAGGGUAGGAUUGAAGUUAUACAAUUUAUUUGUGGAAAGAAGAGAUUUCUCCAUUA